This is a messenger RNA of Pseudogymnoascus verrucosus, 1295 nucleotides long. RefSeq lists its product as uncharacterized. The record is from RefSeq and is a predicted model, not a curated record. The coding region runs from base 1 to 1242 and encodes 413 amino acids. The transcript is spliced from 2 exons. NCBI's taxonomy places the organism in Eukaryota, Fungi, Ascomycota, Leotiomycetes, Thelebolales, Thelebolaceae.
AUGGCGCCUACAGUACCGCCUAGGUUUAGCUCGGUAUUGCCAGCUGCGGAUAGGGAGGCCAUCUCCACCCUUGUCGGCAGAUCAGUAUCCGCCUCGUCCGCAUUUUCCUCGCUUUCGGCCGCCAGCUCGACGGAGGAUUUCCUCCAGGCCAAGACAGAGAGCCUGGCCGCUGAUAUCGCCGCCAACAAUAAAAUAAAGGAUGCCUUUUACGAGGCUAGAGAGCGAAGGGCCAUUGCGGAGAAUGACUUCAAGGAAGCCGUGGGCAACACAGAGGUGGAAUUGGCUGCAGCAGAACGAGAGCUUGUCGUGAUCAAGCGCCAAAAAAAAAUGAUUAUAGACGAUAUGGACGAGGUGAUGCCGAAACAUCAAACUGUCGGUGAUGCAUAUAUUGAAACUAUCACUAACCGAAUCAUGGCUGCAACUGGCCAUCAGAAGGCCGAACCCUUUAAACAAAAGGUGUUUAGACACGACGUGCUGGCGUAUUACGGUGCAGAGCGAACGAAUAGUAAGGGACAUAUUGAGAAGUAUUGCCACUUAACUGGGUGGCAACCUGCAAAGGACGUGAAAUGUGCACAUAUUGUGCCAAAAUCCCUCCAGUCUGAUGAGCUCGCAUACCUAUUCGGAGUCCGGGAGACUAUGCUGGCCGAACCGAGAAAUGGACUCGUUCUGAAUCAUACCGUCGAGGGCGCCCUAGACAAUGGUGAGAUUGUCUUUAUACCAGACAAGCCAGCUUCGGGUACUGAUAUUGUAUGGCGCUGCGUUCUUAUUGAUAAGUCGGAUGCGACAAACCUAGUUACCAGCGGGACUAGAUGGGGAGACAUUGACGGAAAAGAACUCAAGUUUCUUACUGCCAACCGCCCAGCAAGACGUUACCUCUAUCUGAGGUACGUUAUCACAUGCAUCUAUCAGAGGAGAAUGGGGAACUCGGAGAUGCUCGAUCAGGCACUGCGUCGGACUGAUGUGCAGGGCUAUAUGUGGGCUACACCAGGACCAUAUCUUCGAAAGACUAUGCUCGUGGCGCUUGCCCGCAAGGUGUCGGAUACGUUUCUACCUGAGGCCUUCUAUGGCACGUCGACCUUCACUGUUGCCGACGGAUGUCCUGAUCGUGGCGCCGAGGCUGAAGAGGACCUUGCUAUGGGGCUGAGCAUAAGGGUACGAGACGCCUUCGAUGAGGCUAGGGAUAGUAGAAGGGCCGAUGAGGAGACUGGUGGCGAGUCUGAUGAGGACGGGGAUGAGGCGUGAUUGCUGUGGGUGCCGAGGGGUCCUCGCUGACCCCCGCCCCUUCUUGUGGUCGG